This is a messenger RNA of Clonostachys rhizophaga, 1182 nucleotides long. The record is from the annotation of a GenBank genome assembly. NCBI's taxonomy places the organism in Eukaryota, Fungi, Ascomycota, Sordariomycetes, Hypocreales, Bionectriaceae.
AUGUCGUUGCGACGGAAGUCUUGUGAUGCCUGCUUCAAAAGCCGUCGGAAGUGUGAUUAUGGCCGUCCCGCUUGUGGAACGUGCCGUCGAACGAAGAAGAACUGCCGUUACGCGUAUGCAUCAAGCAUCAAGCCAUCCGACGCAACGGCAACCUCAGACUUAUCAACAUGGUCUGACGACUUCAUUACCGCUGGCUGUUCACCUGCAGCCUCUGAUAUAUCAUUUACCACGUUCCUGGACAUGAUGAGUAAUACAAUGCCUCAGCCUUUCGAAGAUGGCAGAGCCUCUGCUUUUCAUUCCAACCAGCACGAGACAUUCUCUGGUCUAAGGGUCUCACAAUCCCCAAGCCAAUCUAUUCUGCUGGGUAUGUCAUCGGCUCAGCUGGACCUUCAUCUGGUCGGCCCCCUCGGUGAGGUGCACCCCAUAGAAGGAAGCAAUGAGAGCUGGCAAUGGGUGUUGAGCCAACUGAAAACCUAUCCAUAUGAAUUUGCUCAGCAAGCACAGACCUUAUUCAUCCAUCCGCAGCUGUAUAAAAAGUCAAUGCCGCAGCCGAUUAGAGCAGCUUUCGGAAUGUGUUCGUCUUGCAGUCUCAUCAAUGAUAGCAAUCGCGCAACAUUUUUCAGAAUCAUGGAUGCAGAGGUCGUUGAAAUUCUUAACAACCCCGAGGGAGACGCGGUGUUAUUCAAUGAGCUUGCUCGACUCCAGGCCUUACUUCUGUACCAAAUGAUGCGGCUGUUCCAUGGUGGUCUUGAACAUCGAGUUCUAGCUGAGCAACAGCAAGUUAUCAUUCUGGGAUUAGCCCUGAAGCUUCUUACACGCUCUCGAGCCGAGCUUGAUGAGUCCGAGGGGUGGGAUUCAUGGAUCUUGGCAGAAUGCAUCCGUCGCACGGCGGUGAUUGUCUAUAUGGUCUACGGAGUCAAUUCUAUUUUCCGUCAUGGAAUUUGCACCGAGAUUCACACGAUAGCCAAGCUGCCGCUGUCGAAGGCACCCACCUGCUGGAACUCGGAAACUCACUACCACAACCAGUCAGAACCACAGGGCAUAAUGACUUAUGAGGUGUUUACGGAGUCAUGGCCAACCGCGCCGUGGAAGCUUUGCCCUUUAGAAAGACUCUUGUUAAUUGCAUGCAGAGGUAUCAUUAUCGCCACAGAAUUCGAUGAUUCUGAGGCCCCUUUGUUCUAA